GUUAGUAGAAACCCCUAAGAUGUCUAUCAGCUGGGACAGCAGUGCUAUCAGUUUCUUGAUGUCCAGCUCCAACCUCACGUUAACGGAGAUCAUGGAUUUGGGAUUUGUGGCCACCGCUCAGGGUAGCUCUUCUCCCUGUUCCUCACAGAUUGAACAGCUUGAUCAUAGAACCCGUCCAAAGUCUGGGGGGUCGCCAUUCCUGCUUAAGGUUUCUGAGUCAACUCCGCUUGUAAGUGGAGGGAAGCAGCGACUGACCGUUGAGGAAAUCCUGCCGUGCCUAAGCAGGUCUCCUCUACCACCACCCGAUGGUCAGGUGUUUGAACUGUCCACUUUAGCCCCAGAACCACUAAGUAACUCUAUAGUUGGGGUAUUCUAUGGCGCCAAAGUGUCAACUCCCUAUAAGGAAGAGACCACUGAUGCAAUAUGUGUGGACAUCCAAGUACCUAAACUACAAGAUUCAGAGAUGGUGGUCCAGGCUGUAGGUGUACAGAAGCCUUCUGCCCCACCAAUAUGGGAGCUCUCCGAGAUUAACUCUGCAUUAGAAGAGAACACGCCAACUCUGGAUGUUUCUGUCUCUGAUUUGAGGUACGUUGGUGGUUCUGAUCGAGACCAACCUCCAAAUCCACAGGUUCCAGCUUCUCAAUGUAACCAGUGGGUUGGGAUCACGCAUAAGGAUGUGGGGCGCUCCUAUUUACAGCCAUUCCGCUACCAACGCCAACUUAGUGCCUCUGAAAUCCAAGUUACCUCAAACACGCCCUUGCUCCAUAACUUCCAUUUGUCUGCUGAUGAGGUGGGAGCAGAGUGGCAGCUGGAGAUGACCACCUAAUCCUUGUGGUGAAAGCAGCAGUUACUUGACCUCAAUGCCUGGUUUUGUAUACCUUCUGAAACAGACUAUUUCUCUCAAUACGCUAUAAAAUUACACUGCUUCCUGCAGCAAUCGUUUGUCUUUUCUAUAAGAUUUUGUAUGUAAUUUAAAUAAAGCAUAAUCUAUUGGCA
Molecule: messenger RNA, 996 nt
Organism: Xenopus laevis (African clawed frog)
Lineage: Eukaryota; Metazoa; Chordata; Amphibia; Anura; Pipidae
Source: RefSeq, marked predicted